Messenger RNA from Acanthopagrus latus (yellowfin seabream), 1716 nucleotides. RefSeq names its product zinc-binding protein A33-like. NCBI's taxonomy places the organism in Eukaryota, Metazoa, Chordata, Actinopteri, Spariformes, Sparidae. The coding region runs from base 154 to 1545 and encodes 463 amino acids. The transcript has 6 exons. Gene Ontology annotation, molecular function: zinc ion binding. The record is from RefSeq and is a predicted model, not a curated record.
UGUAAUCAGUCAUUGCACAGGGUAGAGAUCAGAAAGCAAAAACUCCUCCCUGUUCACGCGGAGAACUGGGAGAAGUUACAGCAAGUCUGAAGCUACCUGCUUGUGGUAAUGCUUUAAGUAAAAGUUCAGAUAGCCGCUGGAUAAAUUAACAGAAUGGCUGCUAACGCAUCACCGUCUGAAGUGGAGUGCACCUGCCCCGUGUGCUGUGAAAUCUUUAAGGAUCCCGUUCUCUUGCUGUGCGGUCACAGCUUCUGUAAGUCCUGCCUUCAGGAGUGGUGGAGGAAGAGCACACAGCAGACAUGCCCGGUCUGCAAGGAAAUCUUUCCCAUGGGUGAGCCUCCACGUAAUCUGGCGCUGAGGAACCUGUCUGACGCCUUGAGACAAGAGAGGAGUCAGAGAGCUGACUCGGCAUCUGAAGAGCUCUGCAGUCUGCACAGUGAGAAGCUGAAGCUCUUCUGUCAUGACGAUCAACAGCUCGUCUGCCUGAUCUGUCGGGAUUCACUAAAACACAAGAAACACAACUGCGUCCCCGUCAACGAAGCAGCAGAAGCCCAAAGGACCCAACUCAAGGUUCAACUGAUGACCUUAAAAAGCAAACUGGAGUCCUUUAACAGAGUGAAACUCAACUGUGAUAAAAUGAAGAGCCACAUCAAGCUCCAGGCUGAGCAGACGGAGAAGACGAUCAAAGAGGAGUUUCAGAGGCUGUACCGGUUCCUGCGAGCACAGGAAGUUUUUCGAGUCGACGCGGUGAGGAAAGAGGCGACGCUCAAGACUGAGGCAAUGAGGAUCAGGAUUUUAAAUCUGACCGCGCAGAUGUCUUUGGUCUCACACAAAAUCAAGACCAUCGAAAACGAGAUGAGGGCCGAGGACGACUCAUUCAUGCUGAAUAUCAAAUCCAUUAAGGAGCGAUCACAGUGCAACCUGCCAGAACCGGAGACUCCAUCAGGAGCCCUGAUCAACGAGGCCAAACACCUCGGGAACCUGCUGUUCACAGUCUGGGCAAUGAUGGCGAGUGAUGUCCACUACACUCCCGUGACUCUGGACCCAAACACUGUCGACUCGCUGUUGACUAUUUCAGAACAGGCGACCCGUUCAACAAGACGUGACAAGAGUCGGCCGCUCCCUGCGAAUCCAGAAAGGCUGGACAGCUCGGGCGUUCUCGGCUCGGAAGGCUUUCGCUCUGGAAAACACAGCUGGGACGUGGAGGUGGGGGGUUACUGGGCUCUCGGUGUGGCUGCUAGAACCAACAAUCAAACCUCUGGGCCCUGGGGCAUCUAUAUAUGUAACUGCCACGUCUGGAUGCAUGAGCUUAAGCCAACAGGCGGCAAAUGUGGUGGAGAAAUUAUAUCUAAAGAGUUGUUCCCCCAAAAAGUCAGAGUGCAGCUGGAUUAUGACAAAGGAAAACUGACAUUUUUUGACCUUGACAGGAAAAAAAAUUUGCACACAAUGAAACACACUUUCACAGAAAUAGUCUUUCCGUACUUUCCUGAUAGUGCAAAAAUCCUUCCGGCUAAAAUGUCAGUGGAAAUAAACCAACCCGGAUAACCGUUGUGAUUUACUGCAGAGGUCAAACUACUCAGCUGCCUUUGCAAAUCUUUAACUUGUUGCCAUAUCAGGUGUGACAGUUUGUAUGAAAGUUUAAUAUUUCUUUUGAUAUUUAGUUUAUGUCUGUCAGAUUUCACCACAGAUAAAUAAAUCUUGGUCUGUUGAGUGUCA